This is a messenger RNA of Colletotrichum higginsianum IMI 349063, 2193 nucleotides long. RefSeq lists its product as uncharacterized. NCBI's taxonomy places the organism in Eukaryota, Fungi, Ascomycota, Sordariomycetes, Glomerellales, Glomerellaceae. The record is from RefSeq and is a predicted model, not a curated record. The transcript has a single exon. Bases 1 to 2193 code for a protein of 730 amino acids.
AUGUCUACGAUCGACUGCUCCGACCGACGGGGCUUCGCCUCGAGCUCAUCCAACGAUGGCUCGUGGAUCGAACACGAGACGCCCUCCGAAGCAAAGUCGACCGAUAGUACUCGUUUUAGUCGCGUCCGGCUUCCGUCACCACCUCCUCCGCCAGCAUCUUUGCGACCGGACGUGGUCUCUCUUGAUGCCCCUAUAGCCUGUUUUCCUACGCAAGCAGAACCCGAUACAUCUCGUCGUCCUUGUGCAGCCUUUCAGGCAUCGGGGCCGACAACUCCGCGUCCUUCGUCUCACGAAGCUCGAAACGGGGCACCCAAACAUUUUCCUCCUCCUCCUCCUCCUCCGCCGCCGCCGCCUCCCGGGGUUCGAUCGCCCUCAUAUACCUCGUUUCUGCAUCCGCCACCGCUGUCUCUGCUGCCGCCGCCUCCUCCCGGAGCUCGACCAUCCCCGUAUACCACGUCUUUACAUCCUCCACCACCCCCUCCACCGCCGCCGCUCCUGGACAUGGGCCUUAAGGGUAGAGGACUGGCGAACAUCCCGGUUCUAAGGAGUCUAUCUCCGUCCAUGUCGCCAUCCUCGGGGUCUUGGCAUCAUGAGUACACUAGCUCAGAUUCCGAAACUAGCUCCAUGGAGGCCGACUACCUUGAACAUCAAAAUAGGACCACGUUUCCACCCCUUUUGCCCAGUGCGCAAGGGCGGGCGCUCGAGAGGAAGCAAAUGACUGACUCGAUCACAAACAAAGUCUCGCGUCUCGAAAACUCCCGGGUGUCCGUUCCCAGCCUUGUUGCCUCUGAUGCAUCGUCAGCAGUAUCAGUAGCGUCACUGGAGGAUGAUGGUGUGCAAGGGCUGUGGGUUCAGAUGAAAGAUCGCCGCCAGCGUCUGAACUCGCUCAAGCAGGACAUGGCCACCAAGCGCAAGGCUCUCCAGGAGCUGCGUCGCAGGAAAGACGAAGCCGACAACACGUUCAUGAAAAUGCUCCGUCCUAUCCUUGUCAAGGACCGGCGGGGUCUAACAGGAGCGUCCGACGAACUGCUGGACGAACGCUUUGCGGAGAUGCAGUCACUUCGUACAGAGUAUCACUGGCUUGAGUCUGGGUAUGAGGGACACGAGUUCGCGCUAGAUGAAGAAGAAGUCGAACUCAUCAAUAUUGAGACGAGAUUCUUCAGUCUCUUGGCUGCUGGGAACAGAAGGAAUAUCCGCUCGUCCAUUCGUAGGGACGAUCUUGAGGAUGACGAAUCGGAGGAUUCGGCAGAUUUGCCAUAUGAACUGAGGGGUAUCUCCCGUCAUGGUCCAACUGAAGAUGCCCAUCCACUCUGGGAAGACCUAGUGUCUGCGGUUGGGGAUUUGAGCAACGCCAAAGAGGAGUACGAGGACCUCCUCCUAUACCACAAUCAAUAUGCCUACAGUAUGGACGUCAAAAAAUAUGCUGGGUUGACGCCUAGCGCAGAGGAGGUCGAGUUUAUGGACGAGUUUCCGGAAGAAGAGCGCGAGAAGCGGGAAUAUGUCGAUCGCCUAACGGAGGAGGUGGGCAGACUCAAGGAGGUUUGCAAGCGGAAGGGGGCAAUGAAAAAGCAUCCGUCCUUCAAAAUCGCGUAUGCUCUCGACCCAAACAUUGGGGAGGAUUUGUCACUAGACAGCCUCCCUCCACAGUCGGGGUCUCUCGCCCAUUGGCAGUUCCCAGAGCUUCUGUCCCAUCCAGACCACGUUCUCCGAGCAGAGCCCUCAACAGCUGUGGAUGAGUUGAAACGCGCUGCGAAACUUCCCGCCGACAGCCCGGUAAGGAAGGCACAGCUGCACGCGGCCCAAAAGGAGUACGGCAUCUCGAGGCUAGUCAGCGAGUUCAAGGAGGAGGAUAAAUCCGACUUCAUCACCAGGUGGCUUCUGCACCAGCUGCGGACGUCACCCCUUGCAGUCGAGCUCCUAUACUCGACAUUCGUCCAAACGAUUCGGUUAAGGAUUGUGAACCUACAGCGUUGGCAGCAAGAUGUGCUCUUCCACUGGUGGAGAGACGGUGCUAUCAAGCCGCCCGACUACUUCUUUGGCCCGCUCACGGGAAGUGGUAGAGUAUGGCAUGGACAUGAAGCUCUUCCGGAGCGUAGCACACAGCUUUCGUCACGGAAAGUAGCAGCGGAAGAGUGGUCUAGCGGUAACCGGCAGAUAUGCGAGGAUGCGAGCCGGUCGACGGCGAUCUGUUGA